This is a messenger RNA of Sitodiplosis mosellana (orange wheat blossom midge), 5872 nucleotides long. RefSeq lists its product as uncharacterized. Bases 3777 to 5126 code for a protein of 449 amino acids. The transcript has 5 exons. NCBI's taxonomy places the organism in Eukaryota, Metazoa, Arthropoda, Insecta, Diptera, Cecidomyiidae. The record is from RefSeq and is a predicted model, not a curated record.
CUAGUGUAAAACCGGUAUCCAGAAAAAAGUGAGGUCUAAAACAACAAAAAAGGUCCGAAAAUGGCAACGGGUCCAAAAAAAUCGUUGGGGGUCAAAUUUUUCCAGGUGGGGUCAGGAUCAACGAGAUCUGACUAUGUCAGAACCUAUGACUCGAACCGCCUUUUUUUAUGGCUAUCGAAUUCACACGAACAAACAUUGUUGCAUCAUUAGGGAACGAUACGGAUUUGUCAUUGAUAUGUGUGUGAGUGUGUGGUGCAGUUUGGAAUUAAAACCGGUGGAAAAGGGCAACAAAAAAAUAUCAUAUAAUAUCACUCGGUGAUACGAUUUUUGCACCGCUGAACAGCCUCUCUUGAUUGUAUUGAUAACAAUCAAUCGAAAGGGGAUUUCGAAGCAUAUAUUUCAGAGGCGCAUUUCAAAUUAAAUGAAAAAUCUUUCGGAUUUAUACCUUUCGAGACUUUUAAUUACCCAACGCAUUCUAUUAUUGUGAAUUCAUUUUCAUUUUUUCGUGAGCAAUCUCAACAGCAACAGCAUUGUUCGCUUUCAUGUUCAUUAUUUCGCAGCCACACACAACUCCAAUAUUAUGUUUGACUCCUUUUUAUCUCUUACUCUUUUUCCCUCUCCCGCUGGCACUAACGAAUAUUAAUCUGGUUUUAAUGAGAGAAAGUUUGGCUUUAAACAGACUCUAUCGAAUAGAAAGCUAAUUUUGAAACAGUCACUGCUGUUGGCAAAAUGUUCUGAUGUUCUGACUCAGAUCUCAAGCAUCAACACCAACGCACCAUCCUACUAAUUUCAUUAUUCUAUAAAAUUUCACUGGUUCAUAUUCAACGAAACCAAAUUUUCUUACUCGUCUCAACAAGUCAGAUACAUUUUGUAAGCCUUCUGGCAAGCGCAGAAAUUAAAUCGAGAAUAAACCCAUGAAAAUGCACACUGAACAUUGCUUUGAUAUCUUUUGCAAAACAAAAAAAUCUUGAUAUAUAUACUAUGUGGUUGGUAUAAUUUAGAUUUGUGUUCGUACAUGUGUCAAAACGAUGCGAUUUCAGUCGUAAAAAAACGUGUUCAUAUAUUGUGCAUACGUAAACACGCGCACAUAUCGCGAGCGCACACUCGGCCGGUAUCACAUUCUGCAAUUUUAUUUUCGGCUAUAUACAGAUUUUGAAGUUAAUAUAACCGAGCUGACACUUGGUGUGUUGCAAUUUUUGCAUAUAUAUGUAGGAUUAUCGCAUGAACAAACCAAAUGAAAAGAAGCCAAUGUGGAAAAGAUUUAGAGCGCAUACCAUGCAGCGAAACGUACAUAUAUCUUUCGGUCUUCUGGCGUGACACUUCUUCAAUUUGAUUUUGUCAGGUAUGUGAUAUACAAUGCACUGAAUGAAUUCAGUCGGGUGUAGCGGUGCAAAACGGACCCAAACGAACACACGAAUGAGUUGGAGCCAGAGACAGAAAAUGAAGAAGAAGAAAAAACACACAAACACACACACAAAGUUGGGUACAUUCUCGUAAAAAUUUCGGACAGAGCUGUGUGUUGUUGUUAUCGUCGGUUGGGCCGUUAUUUUAGGCAUCAAGUGUGAUUUCAUCGUUCGUUUGUUCAUGAUGUGCCUUAUCGAAAAUGGGUCUGUCAAAUAAACGUUUCUUUGUUCUUUUUUUUUCUAGAAUCACCAUUUACCCUCUUCCGACCAAAUUUCAUGCACCAAAGUGGAACAAUACAAAAUUAGAACGCGUCUGCAUGCUAACAAUCCAUAUUGCUACAUGAACACAGGCAGAAUUUGGAAGAAAAAAAACGAAAUUGAUUUUACAAGAUGGAAUAGAAACAGUAACACUUUCAUUUACAUACAGCACGUAUUUUCUCGAACACAUUGCAUAUUUUUAUCUGCUGAAAUAAAAUGUGUCGCAUAGUGAGCGAGUUGAGUUCAUGUAUUGGCGUACAUAAGCGUACAUUCAAUUUUUUUUCAUAUCUGCGGAACAGAUUGAAUCGCUGCUAGUCCUGGUGGUGCUGCUGCUCUUGUUGUCGUCAUCGUCGUUGAAACACAUCGGCAACGAUGAUGUGUCUCGGCAAUCCUCGAACAAAUAAUGUACUCCGAAAAUUGGUAUUCUUUUCACAAAAGCGCAUUUGGCAUCGUGUCCCAUUUGCCAUUGCACUGAAAUCGCACUUAGCAUAUUGAUAAGGUUUCGCUCUUCUCAUCUCGCAAAUGCACUGCAUAUCCCAUCGAAUGAAAUUGCAAAAUCCGAUGCAGUUAUUAGUUGACGAUUUGAUCAUUCGGGCUGUUGAACCUUAGCAGUUGGAGCAGCAGCAUGCAAAUUCACUCUAUUUUGACUAAUGUGAUGUCGGGCAAAUCCUUUACAACGUGCUUGAAAGUACGCUCUGGAAUUAUUCGUUUCCAGGUCAAGUGGUUGGAUUCAUCGAUGAUUUGCGAUUACAUUGCAAUCGUCAAAUUCCCAAGCAUUAUACGAACUUUCGAACUUUUCACUUGUACAUCAAAUUCACUUCAGCCCAUUAAAAUCGAUGAGAUUCUCUCUGUUUCUCCUGAAAAGAACAUCUUUGACGAAUCUUUUUCCACUGAAGCGAACAUUCCUCAACUGAAAAGCACUAUUUUAAAUGAAAAAAAUACAUGAAAAACUAAAACAAAAAAAUCUCAUGGCAAAAAGAAGUAGAAAGAAUCUCUUCACUUAAAAAACCAGUCCAAACAACAAGUACAGCAUGAAAAACGAAUCUCGGAUUGCGACUUACAAUUUACGAGUAAAAUUGUGAACGGAAAAGUGUUCUAAUUUGUUAUGCUUAAGCAUGCGACAUAAAAUUCGCUUUUAAUGCAAUUAUUUUGCGUUGAGUUCAUUUGGUGAUGAAGUGAGUGUCUCAUCUGACCAGUGUGUGUAGAUAAAAGUAACAUCGAGCAGGGAAAAAACAACGCAUCUGGAACACGCUGAACAGCGACGAAUAGCAGAAGAAAAAAGAACGUACUUGACUAGAAUAAAAAAAAAAUAAACAGAGUACGCAAUUAUUUCUGCGAAAACUUGAGCCAACUUUGGUGAUUAAUCUGUGAUGCUAAGAAGCCAAAGUUUAUGUUGAACAAUGCAAACACAAGCGUAAACGCUAAUCGAGUCGAGAGAGAGAGAGAGAGAGAGAGAGAGAGAGAGAGAGAGAGAGAGAGAGAGAGAGAGAGAGAGAAGCAACAACACGGAGAAUGUGAGAAACGCAUACUGUAUGCGUUCGUCUUUGGUUCUCCUUUACAUUGUUUAAUUUCGUUCGUUCGUGGUACAGAGCAGCAGAAGCAGCAGCAACCGGUAUUUGGCGUAUAUAUCGGUAUAUGUGCAUUUGGCCUGUUGAAAAUGCAAAUGCAAUCACUGCAUUCCGCGUUCGAUGUAGACACGAUUUUUAGUACGUGCGUUCAACAACAGCUUUUUGAAUCGCGUUCAACUAAUAUAUUACAAGUAAUUCGAUCGAUUGUGGGCUGCAGAGUCUGCGCCAAUGCGGCCGAUAUAAUUCAGUGUCUGCACAUCGUUGUUUGUUAUCACUGAUCUGAUUUUAGCCUUAAAUUAGCUUCUGAUUCUCAUUCUUCUGUUUGCCGUUGUCGUUGUCGUCGUUGUUGUUGUUGCUGUUUUUAUCGCACACAUGCAUUUUCAGUGCAUAUUUUCAAGAUUAUUCCAACAUAUGCUACCAACCCGAACGAUAUCAAUAUCGUUGAGAUGCACGAUCGUAUGCAAAUAUAUUGCUUUUUCAUCGCUUAGCUUCUUUCUCUCUCAACUUGUUCCUUCUUCGUUUUUUGCCGUCUUCGUUUUGCGUUUGCAUGGAUUUUAUUCACUGCACUCGCACCCGCACGUUCAUUUCUGAACUUGAAACAAUGAAGAAGCGAUAUGUGAAAUGUCUUUGUGCCGUGGCACAACAGUUCAGCACCGACGAUCUAGCCUGUUUACAAAAAUUGGAUUGCUCCAUUUGUGACUUUCCGCCAUAUCAAUUUCACAAUUUCCCCGAUGCGGUUAAUCUGAUGUGUUGGAAUAAUUGUGCGCCACGUUCGGGGGCUGCUUCAGUGGUCGAGACUCAAAGUACUGAAUUGGAAAAAUCCGAAGCGUCCGAUGUAUUUGAACUAUCCGUUCGAUCGAUGGUGCGAGAUAAGUCGCUAACAAUGGCCGAUAUCGCUUGGUAUGCCAACGAUCCAGCACAACAUCAAUGCCUGGUCACAUGGGAGAUUUUCGGUGGCGGUAUCAUGGGCAAUCUACUCACCGACACACACGAAGCGGAACUAUCACUUUGGCCCGACUCGAAGUAUCACAUUCAAGUGACGUGCAAAAAUAAGAACACCAGCAAGAUGUCAAAAUCGCUACCAAUUCUGAUCGACACCACAACGGCAUUAACGAAAGCCGCAAUAACAACGACAACAACGACGACAAAGUCCUCAUUGGAAUCUGAAUCGAGUGGAAGACCUGAGGCGGUGAUACCAUCUAACAAUGAUGAUGCAAGUGAAGAAAAGGGCAACAACGAUAGAGCGGAAAGACCACCACCAUCAUUAUUACAACCGCACUCAAAGCUGGCAACGACAAAAACUGCUGCACCAACACCAUUGACGCCAACAGCUCAAGCAACCGAUGAUGUUGAUGAUAAUAAUCAUGGCCAUCGUGAGUAUGACGAGACAGAAGCAAUUGUCAGCAUCACACGACAUCGCAACUACCAGAAGCAACAUGAAUAUAAUAAUGAUUAUCAAAUAACCGCAAAACCCUUGUACAAUGCACAUCAAACUAGUAUGCACAACGGCGACGAUGGUGUCGUUGAGAAAGCCGGCAAAAAUGACAACAACAACGUCAACGAGAAGGAAAAUCGUGUGCAUGGCACUUUAACCACAUCUCGAGAUGCUGCCAAACUAUCGAAAACGUCGCCAUCCACCGCCAAAAUCACGCACAAUGACAUCGAAACCGUGCUAUCGCUGGUGUGUGUGUUUGUACUGGUUGUGACUCUAGUCAUUUGUACGAUAGUUUCGGUGCGGCAACGUAUCAAAUCAAAUAAGAAGCAUUGUGAUAAAACCAAUUUGAUAAGCAGUAGUGCCAGUAGUAGCAGCACCACCAGCAUUAAUGACUGUGAAAUGGAUUUUAAUGGUUCAACCACAUCAAUAGCUUAUGCACAAAUGACGGCUAUACAUGUUUAGAGUGCACACAAAUACACACACACACACAUGCACGCACAUUCUCCCCCCAGUUCAUUCAAUUUCGAUUAAUCUAUCCACAUACUUGGCGGUCCGCUCCAGCCGAAUCACUUACUGAUCCGCUUAUGGAAUCACGCUGAAAAUGUGCGCCGCCACAAACCACCACCAUCAAAGUGGCGAUAACGGUUUCAAUUCAAAUUCACUCGCUUUUGAUAUCAACAGAGAACAAUCAAAUCCAUUUCACAAUACACUGGCUGGUGCACUCGGCGAUUGUGACGUCAUCUCAACUACUUGGAGUUGCUUUUCUUGAAGUAGCUACACACAGAGAGAGCGAAUGGAGGCGAGUAAAAUUCUAAAUACAAGAAGAGAAGUUAUAAAAUGUAAAUAGGUUAGCCAUUAUCACUGUAGAAGUAAAUCAAUACAAACCGAAAAUGCAAAGCAAAACACAACAUGUUGACACUAAAUUGUACAUAACAGAAAAUUCAUAAUCAAAACUGCAACGAUAUAAGGAUUGAUUCAGUGCGUAGUGCGUAAGUUUUUAAAACAAAACAAAGGAUAACCUAUAUAAAUAUCGAUAGCAAUCUUAAAAAAUAAUUUAAUCGAAUAGCAGUUUUGAUCAAACAGAAAAUCUAUUAUUUAUUUGACAUGCUUUAUUUAUUCCCAUGAAGAAAAUCGAAAAAAAAAAAUUCCAAUUUUCAGUUUCAAAUCGAUUAAAAAACGAACAAAAACUUUAUAUGUAUAACUGUGAA